Messenger RNA from Mercurialis annua (annual mercury), 1978 nucleotides. Its product is annotated as clathrin coat assembly protein AP180. The record is from RefSeq and is a predicted model, not a curated record. Lineage: Eukaryota; Viridiplantae; Streptophyta; Magnoliopsida; Malpighiales; Euphorbiaceae. Gene Ontology annotation, biological process: vesicle budding from membrane; clathrin coat assembly; clathrin-dependent endocytosis. Bases 129 to 1895 code for a protein of 588 amino acids. Gene Ontology annotation, molecular function: SNARE binding; clathrin heavy chain binding; phosphatidylinositol-4,5-bisphosphate binding. Gene Ontology annotation, cellular component: clathrin-coated vesicle; clathrin-coated pit. The transcript has a single exon.
ACAUUCUAAUUUUUUGAACCAAUUUCAUCCUAAGAUAGUAACUUCCAAUUUGAUUCCCCAAUCCCAAAUCCAAAAUACUCUUCAACAAGAAAAAAUUGUGAAUUUUUUUUUUAAUUUUUUGUUGAAAUAUGCCUAGCAAAUUAAGAAAAGCUCUUGGAGCUGUAAAGGAUACAACUAGCAUUAGUCUUGCAAAAGUUUAUACUAAUAAUUCAUCUAAGACUAAUCUUGAAGUUUUAAUCCUGAAAGCUACAAGACAUGAUGAAGCACCGAUCGAUGAACGUUAUGUUAAGGAAAUACUCGACCAAAUAGCGUCCGGUAAGCCUCACGCGGUGUCUUGUGCACGAAUCAUUGGCCGGAGAAUCGGCAAGACUCGGAAUUGGAUUGUUGCACUUAAGUCUCUUAUGCUUGUUCUCAGGAUUUUUCAGGAUGGUGAUCCUUAUUUCCCUAGAGAAGUUCUUCAUGCUAAAAAACGCGGUGGUAAGAUUCUGAAUCUUUCGACGUUUCGCGACGAUUCGCAUUCGAGCCCGUGGGACUAUACUGCAUUUGUCAGGACUUUCGCUCUUUAUCUCGACGAACGAUUAGAAUGUUUCCUGACAGGAAAGCUUCAGAGAAGAUUCACUAAUAAGAACAGGGAAAAUAAUCAUCAUAGAACCCGAAGCGGAACAGAUCCUGUUUGCGAAAUGAAGCCGACAUUGUUGCUCGACAAGAUUGCAUUCUGGCAGAAAUUGCUUGAUAGGGCUGUCGCUACAAGACCAACUGGUGCAGCCAAAGCAAACAAGCUGGUUCAAGUCUGUUUAUACGCUAUAGUACAGGAGAGUUUCGAUCUAUACCGUGAUGUUUCCGACGGUCUUGCGCUAGUUCUUGAUAGUUUCUUUCAUUUGCAUUAUCAAUCUUGCGUAAGCGCAUUUCAAUGUUGCGUAAAAGCAACGAAACAAUUCCAAGAACUCUGCACGUUCUACGACUUGUGUAAAAGUCUCGGUGUGGGAAGAACUUCCGAGUACCCGAGCGUGCAGAAAAUAUCCGAAGAGCUUGUCGAAACAUUACAAGAAUUUCUAAAAGAUCAAGCUUCGUUCCCUUGCCAUGCUAAAUCAACCAUACAAUUGUUACUUCCGCCUCCACCUGCAGAUUCGACCUCCGAAAGGUAUGAUACUUGUGAGGUAUAUUCAGGGAGCGUUUCGGAGAAAGGAUCUGAAUUCAGCUCGCGACGGACUUCAUUAGAGGAUCUUAUGAGUGUUACAGACAUGGGAACAAGUUCUUGUACAUCAAUGGAUCAAGACAUUAUUAGUAUCACUGAUUCGGGUUCAUCUUCUUCGGUUUCUCCCCCGCUGCCUAUGAGUUCAUCGAAUAGCAUGGGAGAUCUUGUUUCGUUGGGAGACUGGCCGCCCGAAGAUCAAAAAGACGAAAAGGAACAACAAUACGAACAGAAUAAUCCAGAAUCUGAUUCAAUCACAGGGUGGGAGAUUGUGUUAGUAGAAACCGCUGCAAGCCAACCUCUCCACCCGUCAUUAAACGAAAUCUUGGAAAUUCCGUUUGAUAAUAAUCAAGAAUCGACGAUUCCGAAUCAAGAUUCAUCAGAGCAUCAUUACAAUCCGUUUCUACAGGAUACAAUUGAAAUGCCGAUGAUCGCAGGAACGACAUACGAUCAACGAGUACAUCCGAUAGAUGAAGCGUUCGCCAUAGUUCCAGCAUUUCAGGAUGCAGCCCCGACAUUUAGUGCGCAGAAUCCUGACGGGGCGUUUGCAUUUGCUGAUGAAGAUGACCCUUUUGCACCGUGCCCUGUUACCAUGACUAAUGUGCAUGGUUCUAAUGGUUUCGUUGAUCAACAGAUUAUAUUGCAGGAGCAACAACUUUGGCUGCAAAAUCAAGACAAGAUUAUAGCAAAAAAUAUUGCAUGAUUUUUGAUACAUCUGUAAAUUUUGUAAUUAAUAUUCAGUUUAUGUGAAAUUUUCCUUAAUUAAGUGUAAUUAAAAUUUUUAAA